AUGAACGGAGAGGAAGAGGAAAAGAUCACUCAUUUAGAGAACGAGGAUAAAUUCACCGUGAAUGGGAUUGAAUACGAAAUUCGCUUUUCCGCGAAAAAAAUGAAGAUCUCGACCGGCUAUUGGGUCAGAACAGAGGAGAGAAAAGACGAUUCUCCAGUAGAACUCACAGGCUGGAACGAUGUCGGAAAGGGCUUCAUGUAUUUCUGCCCCGAGGAUCAAGACAGCUUCUCGAGCCCGUGCGUCUUUUUCUUUGACAUGGACCACACGAUUAUCAAGCCAAAGUCCGGUGGAAAGUUUCCCGAAAACGCUAGCGACUGGAUUUGGUGGGACAAGAAAGUGCCCGAAACGCUUAAAAAGCUACAUGAAAACGGGGCGAGAAUCAUCUUUAUUUCUAACCAAAAGAGCAUGGAGACGGAUAAAACGUUGAAAGAAGAGUUUCAGGAGAAGAUAGCGCAAAUACAAGACAAGUUAGGCUUCCUCUUUGAAGUUUGCGUCGCCAGCGGCAGUGGAAUGUUCCGAAAACCAUCACCCGGCAUCUUUUUCUUUCUGAAAGAGUUCAUUCGUCUCGAUCCAAGGAGUUGUGUAAUGGUGGGCGAUGCAGCCGGCCGCCCGGCGAAUAAAAUAUCUGGAAGAAAAAAAGACUUUUCAGCGUCCGAUCGACUCUUCGCCCUCAAUUGCGGAAUAGAUUUCCGAACACCUGAAGAGUUCUUUCUCGACAGGCCGGCGGAGGAAUUCCAGAUUAAAGAACAUGCCACGGCGAAACUUAAAGACAACUCGGCCAAGUUUCAGAAGAAUGUAGACAUUCUAAAUUCUCAUCUCAGCGAAAAACAGUCCUUGGUAAUUUUUACUGGCUAUCCUGGCUGCGGAAAGAGCUCGUUUGCUAAACAGGUGAAGAAAAGCCAUCCAGAAAUAGAAAUUCUCUGUCGCGACGACGUUGGCUCAACGGAUAAAUGUCUUAGGCUCUGUAAGGAAGCACUGCAGGCGAAGAAAAGCGUAGUGAUUGAUGCAACGAAUCCAGAUGUAGCAAGUAGACAGCGAUAUCUCAAACUAGCGCACGAACAGAAUUUGGAAGCCAUAAUUUCCGUUUUAUUCGACGUAGAAAUUGAAUUAGCUAUGCACAACUGUCGAUAUCGCGCAGUAACAGGCGGAGCCGUCAUAAAAGACAUGAUUCUCUACUCGCAUCGGAAGAAAUUCGUCGCUCCGGCACGAAACGAAGGCUUCACAGAAAUCAUUUCAAUUCCAUUCGAACCCAAAUUCCGCGUUGAUUAUCGAAGAGACGAGCUGGUCAUUUCCCUCAAGCAUCGAAUUAACGACGCAUUUGUAAAUAUGGGCUUCGGCGAAAUUCCGACGUCGAGGAUGUUGCUUUUGUCUAGAGGUCCGGAAUCGACAAUAUUCGAGCCUGAUUGGAAAUUGAUCUGGGACUUCACGUGCAAAGGGCCAGAGCCAUUUGAAAUCGUCGUCUGCAAUUUGGACGUUGUUGAUGAGCUUCUCAGAAGUGCUCAGCUGCAAGUCGGUUACGCCGGGCAAAAUUUCCAAUCGAAACGUGACGACAAAACAUUUAUUAAUUCAAGCUUGCCAGUCUCGAAAAAACAAGUUAUCGACAAGAACGCAGAGCUUCUUAUAACACCAAGUAAAUCCUUCAUCCUCACGCACAAUAGUCAAACGCUCUGCGAUCUAUCUCCUCAAAGACUAGCGAAAAUGCCUGGACACAUUUACAUUCAGCCAAAGCCGAGUCUUAUCGAUGGAAAAGCCGUCAAGAAGAUCCCCUCUCUUUCCCCCAUCAACGGAAAAAAUAUCAGCUGUGGGGAUUUGAAAAGCCCAUUAUUUCCAUCUCCCAUCGCUCAGUCAAUUUAUUCAUCAAAAAAGACCAAAAGAAAGCUCACUUGCAUCCAGCCCAAGUCGACACCCAACCCAAAGCUGGACCCCAAGCUUCCACCCCGCUGGCAACCCAAGUCGGAAAGCGACUCGUUCAACAUUUGCAUCGCAAGCCCACCAAUCACUGUUAAAUCAAAGCGGAAAACGAUUCAAGAAGUUAAUGUUGUGGCUGAUAAUAGAACCAAACGUGUGAAAAUAUUAGAUAAAAAUAUCGUUCCUGAUUCCCAAUUUAAUCCCCGAAAACAGGCACAAAUUACAGAGUCUACUCGUCAUGCUAAACUUCGGUACUUAGCUGGCUCCGGGGAUCAGCUGUUUUUUCCAACUCCACAGAUUAACGAGGAAGCGAUUAAAGCUCAAUACCCAAAGAAAUACGAGCUUUCACGAAAGUCAAAAGUUCCAGUUGCAGCGCCUCAGACGAAACCUCUGCCAACUUUGGAACAACUUGAAAAUUACAAAUAUACCAGUGUAGCUACGAAUAAACCUUCGACAUACACUAAAGCAGAUGGUCCGGAGAUAGAGCCGAAAAAAGUCAUUCAAAAGCUGAUAUUCCCCCAAAACCCGCUGCCUUUGACGCCUAACACCCCUGACAAAAACUGCUGA
Oikopleura dioica is the source of this 2475-nucleotide messenger RNA. NCBI's taxonomy places the organism in Eukaryota, Metazoa, Chordata, Appendicularia, Copelata, Oikopleuridae. The record is from the annotation of a GenBank genome assembly.